This is a messenger RNA of Parnassius apollo (apollo), 264 nucleotides long. The record is from the annotation of a GenBank genome assembly. Lineage: Eukaryota; Metazoa; Arthropoda; Insecta; Lepidoptera; Papilionidae.
AUGGAAACAUUUCUGAAGACGAAGGAUAUGGGUGAUAUGAACGAAAUUGAUUAUCACCCGGACCUACAAGAUCUAAUAAGCGAAUUAGAGGACAAUAAUGAUGAUGAUGAAGAAUACAAUGAAAAUCCACCUUCAAACAUGGAAGAAGGAUGGUUGGAUCACUUCAACAGUCCAGCUCCAGGACCUUCGAAUUGUCAACCACAUUCAAGCCUUCUUGGUGUUGCAGCGUGGAGGCAACAAAGUAGAGAACUUAUAUUACAGUGA